GUCUCUCUGGCAGCAGGCGGCGGAGCCGCGCCUGAGCUCGCAUUCCUUAGAAGCGCCGGGAGCCCACGGGGCUACGUCACCCCCGGCUCCGCCCCCGUCCCUCCCCGAGCAAAGUAACUCUUGACUAACAGGAGCAGCCUUCGCGAAGCAUGGAGAGCUGCCGCCACGGCCAGCUACCAACGAGGGCGACGCUUUCGCCACGGAGGUAGUUUGGCAUCCGCCAAGAAGGGAAAAGUGUCCGAGGGUGACUGCCGACUCUUCGCGCUCACCCUUCGAGGUCCGAUCGCCUCCUCUGUCGUGGAUUUCGCUGCGAUCUCUCCCGGCAGCUCUUUGCAAAGCUGCUUGAAACUUCUCCCAAAGUCGACAUGGAUACAACGGUUGUAGCGCUCCCUGCUUUUAUGGCGCUCUUACUCUUCUCACCGUGGUCUCUCCUGGGGUCUGCCCAAGGCCAGUUCUCCGCAGGUGGCUGUACUUUUGAUGAUGGUCCAGGGGCCUGUGAUUACCAUCAGGAUCUAUAUGAUGACUUUGAAUGGGUGCAUGUUAGUGCUCAAGAGCCUCAUUAUCUGCCUCCUGAAAUGCCACAAGGUUCCUAUAUGAUAGUGGAUUCUUCAGAUCAUGAUCCUGGAGAAAAAGCCAGACUUCAGCUGCCUACAAUGAAGGAGAAUGACACUCACUGCAUUGAUUUCAGUUACCUGCUAUAUAGCCAGAAAGGGCUGAAUCCUGGCACUUUGAACAUCUUAGUUAGGGUGAACAAAGGACCUCUGGCCAAUCCAAUUUGGAAUGUGACUGGUUUUACGGGUAGAGAUUGGCUCCGGGCUGAGCUAGCAGUGAGCACCUUUUGGCCCAAUGAAUAUCAGGUAAUAUUUGAAGCUGAAGUCUCAGGAGGGAGAAGUGGUUAUAUUGCCAUUGAUGACAUCCAAGUACUGAGUUAUCCAUGUGAUAAAUCUCCCCAUUUUCUUCGUCUGGGGGAUGUAGAGGUCAAUGCAGGGCAGAAUGCUACAUUUCAGUGCAUCGCUACAGGGAGAGAUGCUGUACAUAACAAAUUAUGGCUGCAGAGGCGGAAUGGAGAAGAUAUACCUGUGGCCCAGACUAAGAACAUCAAUCAUCGGAGAUUUGCUGCUUCCUUUAGAUUGCAAGAAGUGACAAAAACUGACCAGGAUUUGUACCGCUGUGUAACUCAGUCCGAGCGAGGAUCUGGGGUGUCCAAUUUUGCUCAACUGAUUGUCAGAGAACCACCAAGACCCAUUGCUCCUCCCCAGCUGCUUGGUGUUGGGCCAACAUAUUUGCUGAUACAACUAAAUGCCAACUCUAUUAUUGGAGAUGGCCCCAUUAUCCUGAAAGAAGUGGAGUACCGAAUGACAUCAGGAUCUUGGACAGAAACCCAUGCAGUCAACGCUCCAACUUACAAAUUGUGGCAUUUGGAUCCAGAUACUGAAUAUGAGAUCCGCGUUCUACUUACGAGACCAGGUGAAGGUGGAACAGGGCUUCCAGGACCUCCACUAAUUACCAGAACCAAAUGUGCAGAACCUAUGAGAACUCCAAAGACUUUAAAGAUUGCAGAGAUACAGGCAAGACGUAUUGCUGUGGAUUGGGAAUCCUUGGGAUACAACAUAACUCGUUGCCACACAUUUAAUGUCACUAUCUGCUACCAUUACUUUCGUGGCCACAAUGAGAGCAAGGCAGACUGUUUAGACAUGGACCCAAAAGCUCCUCAGCAUGUUGUGAACCACCUGCCACCUUAUACAAAUGUCAGCCUCAAGAUGAUCCUAACCAAUCCAGAAGGGAGGAAAGAGAGUGAAGAGACAAUCAUUCAAACUGAUGAAGAUGUGCCUGGCCCUGUACCAGUCAACUCCCUUAGAGGAACAUCCUUUGAAAAUAAGAUCUUCUUGAACUGGAAGGAACCUUUGGAUCCAAAUGGAAUUAUCACGCAGUAUGAGGUCAGCUAUAGCAGCAUAAGGUCAUUUGAUCCUGCAGUUCCAGUGGCUGGACCACCCCAGACUGUAUCUAAUUUAUGGAAUAGUACACACCACGUGUUUAUGCAUCUUCACCCAGGGACCACCUACCAGUUUUUCAUAAGAGCCAGCACAGUCAAAGGCUUUGGACCAGCUACAGCCAUCAAUGUGACCACCAAUAUCUCAGCUCCAACUUUACCUGACUAUGAAGGAAUUGAUGCCUCUCUCAAUGAAACUGCCACCACAAUUACUGUAUUACUGAGACCAGCACAAGCCAAAGGUGCACCUAUCAGUGCUUAUCAGAUUGUUGUGGAAGAGCUGCACCCUCACCGAACUAAGAGAGAAGCUGGGGCAAUGGAAUGCUACCAGGUUCCUAUCACAUACCAAAAUGCCAUGAGUGGGGGAGCACCAUACUAUUUUGCUGCAGAACUACCUCCAGGGAAUCUACCUGAACCUGCCCCAUUUACUGUGGGGGACAAUAGGACAUACCAGGGAUUUUGGAACCCACCUCUGGCUCCACGCAAAGGGUAUAACAUCUAUUUCCAGGCAAUGAGCAGUGUGGAGAAGGAAACCAAAACCCAGUGUGUACGAAUUGCUACAAAAGCAGCAGCAACAGAAGAACCAGAAGUGAUUCCAGACCCAGCCAAGCAGACAGAUAGAGUGGUGAAAAUAGCAGGAAUUAGUGCUGGGAUUUUGGUGUUUAUCCUCCUCCUCCUAGUUGUCGUAUUAAUUGUAAAAAAGAGCAAGCUUGCUAAAAAACGCAAAGAUGCUAUGGGGAACACUCGGCAGGAGAUGACUCACAUGGUAAAUGCUAUGGAUCGAAGUUAUGCUGAUCAGAGCACUCUGCAUGCAGAAGAUCCCCUUUCCAUCACCUUCAUGGACCAACACAAUUUUAGUCCAAGAUAUGAGAACCACAGUGCUCCAGCAGAAUCCAGUCGUCUUCUAGAUGUGCCUCGCUACCUCUGUGAGGGGACAGAAUCCCCUUACCAGACAGGACAGCUGCACCCGGCCAUCAGAGUAGCUGACUUGCUGCAGCACAUUAAUCUCAUGAAGACAUCAGACAGCUAUGGGUUCAAAGAGGAAUACGAGAGCUUCUUUGAAGGACAAUCGGCAUCUUGGGAUGUAGCUAAAAAAGACCAAAACAGAGCAAAAAACCGAUAUGGAAACAUUAUAGCAUAUGAUCACUCCAGGGUAAUCUUGCAACCUGUUGAGGAUGAUCCAUCUUCAGAUUACAUUAAUGCCAACUAUAUAGAUAUUUGGCUGUACAGGGAUGGCUAUCAGAGACCAAGCCACUACAUUGCAACCCAAGGUCCAGUUCAUGAAACAGUAUAUGAUUUCUGGAGAAUGGUUUGGCAAGAACAAUCUGCCUGCAUUGUGAUGGUUACAAAUUUAGUUGAGGUUGGACGGGUAAAGUGCUAUAAAUAUUGGCCUGAUGACACUGAAGUGUAUGCUGACUUCAAAGUCACGUGUGUAGAAAUGGAGCCACUUGCUGAAUAUGUCGUUAGGACAUUCACCCUCGAAAGGAGAGGAUACAAUGAAAUCCGUGAGGUUAAACAGUUCCAUUUCACUGGCUGGCCUGACCAUGGAGUUCCAUACCAUGCUACGGGCCUUCUUUCCUUUAUCCGGCGAGUCAAGCUGUCAAACCCUCCCAGUGCAGGCCCCAUUGUUGUGCACUGCAGUGCUGGUGCUGGUCGGACUGGCUGUUAUAUUGUGAUUGACAUCAUGCUGGACAUGGCUGAAAGAGAAGGGGUUGUUGACAUCUACAAUUGUGUCAAAGCCUUAAGAUCUCGCCGAAUCAAUAUGGUCCAGACAGAGGAACAGUAUAUUUUUAUUCAUGAUGCCAUUUUAGAAGCUUGCUUAUGUGGAGAAACUGCCAUACCUGUCUGUGAAUUUAAAGCUGCAUAUUUUGAUAUGAUUAGAAUAGACUCCCAGACCAACUCUUCACAUCUCAAAGAUGAAUUUCAGACCUUGAAUUCAGUCACUCCUCGACUCCAAGCUGAAGACUGCAGCAUAGCAUGCCUGCCAAGGAACCAUGACAAGAAUCGUUUCAUGGACAUGCUGCCACCUGACAGAUGUCUGCCUUUUUUAAUUACAAUUGAUGGGGAGAGCAGUAACUACAUCAAUGCUGCUCUGAUGGAUAGCUACAGGCAACCAGCUGCUUUCAUCGUCACUCAAUACCCUCUGCCAAACACUGUGAAAGACUUCUGGAGAUUAGUAUAUGAUUAUGGCUGCACUUCCAUUGUGAUGUUAAAUGAAGUCGACUUGUCCCAGGGCUGCCCUCAGUAUUGGCCUGAAGAAGGGAUGCUGCGAUAUGGCCCUAUCCAAGUGGAAUGUAUGUCUUGUUCAAUGGAUUGUGAUGUGAUCAACAGGAUUUUUAGGAUAUGCAAUCUAACAAGACCACAAGAAGGUUAUCUGAUGGUGCAGCAGUUUCAGUAUUUAGGGUGGUCUUCUCACAGAGAAGUGCCUGGCUCUAAACGGUCAUUCUUGAAACUGAUACUCCAAGUAGAAAAAUGGCAGGAAGAAUGCGAGGAAGGGGAAGGCAGAACCAUCAUCCACUGCCUAAAUGGUGGUGGACGGAGUGGCAUGUUCUGUGCUAUAGGCAUUGUUGUUGAAAUGGUCAAACGGCAAAAUGUCGUUGAUGUUUUCCAUGCAGUAAAGACAUUAAGGAACAGCAAGCCAAACAUGGUGGAAGCCCCGGAGCAGUACCGUUUUUGUUAUGACGUAGCUUUGGAGUACCUGGAAUCAUCUUAGUUGGGUGAGACUUUCGAAAGCUCAUCCAAGAAGAAACCUGUUAAUCCAUUGAGCCAGCAGUUGUACCUGUUAUGCCGGUGCAGAAAGAUUUUAAUGUGGGGGGUGGGGGACACUUUUACAUUCAAGAAGUAAAAGUAUUUUUCUUAUGAAGUUGUGUAUCUUAAUAAAAAGGACUGAAUUAGUUUCUAUUACUGUAUUAUAGCAUCAACAUUUUGUGCCACAGAAAUUAUAUUUAAUAAGAACCAGAUUCAAAUACCACUUGGUCAAAUGAGAACUUCUCAGUGUUUGUACAGUGAAUGUCCAGCCUUUGCUCCCCUGGUUUCAGCAAAGCAACUACCACAUGUUGCAUGAAUCAGUACUUCCCAUGUGGCAUUUCUCUCUCUUUUUUUCAGAUAAAAGAUGUUCAGUCUCAAAGAAGAAAAGCUGUACACAUUCAUAGUAAAUUUCAUUUUUUUUAUGUUUCAAGUGUAGCAGAUCUCUAUAUAAAUAUAUAAAUAUAUAUAACUGGCUUAUUUUCUGUUGAUGUGCAAUGAUGGCUGGAUCAUUUAAAGUUCUUUCCACAUAAGCCAAAGAUUCAAGUGUAAAUAUGUCUAUAUGGAGAAAGCACAUUAUAUUUAUUGGUUACUCACAUUCCUUUCUGAUGGUUAAAAAAACUACCACCAUACAAUCAUUUUUCUCUCCCCACCCCCAAGAAAACUUUUUUCUUUAGCUAAAAUUAACUGUAAACGGUUUUUGUAGAUUGAUUUUUUGGUAUGUUUUAGUGUAAGUAGAGGGCAAACUUUUUAUUAAUAAACCAAGAAGCAAUGGUCUUUAUAGUAACUUUCUUGUGCAUAUACCUGUGUAUUAAAUUUCUGUAAGACACCUUGGCCAUUGGGUCUUUUAAUAUAGGACCAAAUUAAAACAUUUGCUGAAAAUGUCUAGUUUUUCAUUGUUUCAUUUAGGUAGAUAAUAGUUUGAUGAUCACAUAUAAUAAAUGCACACAUUCAAAGGCCUUGCUGAUAACUGAAUUACACAAUGUUGAACAUAGCUUUUAAGCAUUGUUUAAAUUUUUAAGGAAUCAGUCUUUUCAAUCUGUGGUCAAGCACUGGUCAAGAAAACCAGAUGGCAACAUUUAUGCUUUCAGGGUCAAGUUUUAGCAAACUGUAAACUCUUAGGUGAUAAAAUGUUUCUUUUGAUGUUUACAUGCACAAGCUUUGGUUUCCGACCAUUGCAAGUGUGAAGAAACAAUACUAGAUUACUGUUUUGUGCAUUGUCAUGGGAUUCUCAAGUGAACCUUCCUACAUGUGGUCUUGUUCACAUGUUCCAUGUAGCUGUAACUUCACAUCAUCAGCUUGCAGUUUGUUAUUGACUAAAGCAUUCCAAUAUCCUCCUUCUAGAUUGCCAGUACAUGACAUGGUGCUUAUAAAGAUUUAAUUAAAGUAGGAGUGAAAUAAAGUUUUAUAAUUAUGAUAGUUA
Chrysochloris asiatica (Cape golden mole) is the source of this 6158-nucleotide messenger RNA. RefSeq names its product protein tyrosine phosphatase, receptor type, K (gene PTPRK). Gene Ontology annotation, cellular component: membrane. The coding region runs from base 366 to 4703 and encodes 1445 amino acids. NCBI's taxonomy places the organism in Eukaryota, Metazoa, Chordata, Mammalia, Afrosoricida, Chrysochloridae. The record is from RefSeq and is a predicted model, not a curated record. Gene Ontology annotation, molecular function: protein tyrosine phosphatase activity; protein binding. The transcript has 31 exons. Gene Ontology annotation, biological process: protein dephosphorylation.